GAGACGCGCAUCGCCAAAGCCCACGGCGCGGCCCUCAACUGCGUGCUGCCCGUCGAUCAGCACCUCGUGGCCACGGGCGACGACAACGGAGAGCUCAAAGUGUGGGACCUGCGCAAGGGCAGCGCCGUGCUGGAGGCCCGGCAGCACGAGGAGUACAUCAGCGCCAUGGCCGUGGAUGGGGCCGGGAAGAUCCUGCUGACCGCCAGUGGCGACGGCACCAUGGGAGUCUUCAACAUCAAAAGGCGCCGCUUCGAGCUGCUCUCAGAGCCGCAGAGCGGGGAUCUGACAUCGGUUGUGCUGCUGAAGCGAGGGAAGAAAGUGGUGUGUGGCUCCAGCGAAGGAACCAUCUACCUCUUCAACUGGAAUGGUUUCGGGGCCACCAGUGACCGCUUCUCUCUGAGGGCCGAGUCAGUGGACUGCAUGGUCCCCGUCACAGAGAGCAUCGUGUGCACAGGAUCCCUGGAUGGGGUCAUCAGGGCGGUGAACAUUUUGCCCAACCGGGUGCUGGGGUGCGUCGGGCAGCACCUGGGGGAGCCCAUUGAGCAGCUGGCUGUGGCCCCGGGUGGGCAGCUCCUGGCCAGCUGUGCCCACGACCAGAAGGUGAAAUUCUGGGACAUCUCCUCGCUGGGCUCCAUAGUGGUGGAUGAGUACCGCAAGAAGAAAAAGCGGGGGGGGCCACUGAAAGCCCUGAGCAGUAAGGCUGCAGGCAGCGGGGAAGACUUCUUUGCAGACCUGCGAGAGGAGCAGGAAGCCACAGCGGAGGCGACAACAGGGAGCGACAGUGACAGUGACUGAGGGGCUGCGGUCUGCUGGUGGCUGUGGACGUCCUGAGACUGGGAACAGAGCAGGGUGCUGGCGGAGAUGGUGGGGUCAGUGAGAGAAAAUGGGGCAGCUCCCGUCUGCUGUGAGAUGUGAGGUUCCACGGGGUCGGUGAGGACUGUGCCGUGUCUCCUCCAGGCUGCAGCAGAGCCUGCACCGCAUCCUGAGCAGAUACAUCAAGCAUCGAUCAACUGUUAAGCUUAGGCCUCAGAGGUAUUAAAAAUGUUGUGUCUUUUGGUUCCUA
This is a messenger RNA of Meleagris gallopavo (turkey), 1063 nucleotides long. The record is from RefSeq and is a predicted model, not a curated record. Lineage: Eukaryota; Metazoa; Chordata; Aves; Galliformes; Phasianidae.